Messenger RNA from Candida dubliniensis CD36, 1137 nucleotides. RefSeq lists its product as uncharacterized. The transcript has a single exon. The coding region runs from base 1 to 1137 and encodes 378 amino acids. The record is from RefSeq and is a predicted model, not a curated record. NCBI's taxonomy places the organism in Eukaryota, Fungi, Ascomycota, Pichiomycetes, Serinales, Debaryomycetaceae.
AUGUACCAAUCAAUGACUGUUCCACCAUUUAGACCCUAUGGAGGAGAUGACAUACGAGUUGUGAGUGAUCUCUCACGGUUUGAUUAUCAACCGGAUCAAAAAAUAAGGUCAAGAAACCCCACUCCACCAAGCACAAUCAAUGAUAAUGUUUCCUCCAGCAAAUUAACUUUGGACACUAUAAUCCCCUUAUACUCUUCCAAAAUAGAUGAACGACCCAAAUAUAGUCCACUAAGGCAACAGGAAGAUAGAUCAACUCAAUAUCCAUCACCACCAUUACAAGUAAAAGAAGAACCAACUAUAAAUAUCCCAAAAAGAGAAAAGAAAAGAGUUCGAUAUUCAAUUGGCGUACAAGUUCCUCAAGAUAAUGGUGGCAAUAUCUCAGCAAGCAUUCCAGCUCCACCAUCACCACCACCGCCUAUUCCUCCACCAAAAGAUCUUGUUCCACGACUGAUGCCAUAUCCUCAAGAUAUUAAUAAUGAUAAUAACUUACCUCCCAUGCCACAACCAACCAGUCAAUUAUAUCCUCAACAACAGUUACCGCCAUUACCAUACAAAGAUACUUCAAGUAUAACGUCGCCACAAAAGCGAUUAGAAAAGCAAUUGAUCAAACAAGUUAUGAAUCGUCCUGUGAUUCAAUUCAAAGCCGAUAGAUUUGGACAAAACUAUGAAGGAGAGUAUUUCACAAUCAGUGCCAAUUUUGUUAUUUAUGUGUUUGAAGUUUGUUGUAGUGUUGUUGAAAUUGUGUUAAGUUCAAUAUUAUUACAACAAGAUAACGACAUUGCCGUUGGAUUUUAUCGAUAUUUUUUGGCUGAUGGAAUAAUAUCAUUAGUUGUUUCCCUUUUAUUUGCUUUACAAGUGAUCAAUUACGAAAUACGAAAUGGGAUAUUUUAUUGUUUGGCAAGCACUAUUUGUAAAUUCGUUUCAUUUAUAUUUGUAAUCAGUCACAUAUUCCCCCAUAACACGUAUGGCACUCAUGAAAUAUGGCAAAUGAGACGUGGAGUUGGUGCUAUCAUUAUUAUUUCCACGUUUCUAUGGGUUACAAAUAUGACAAUGUUUGUCACUACACUAUAUAUCUCUAGAUUGGAUUUACUCGAAGAGUUAAAUUUUGAUUAUAGUGACGUAAAUAAAACUAAAUAG